Molecule: messenger RNA, 1596 nt
Organism: Erpetoichthys calabaricus (reedfish)
Lineage: Eukaryota; Metazoa; Chordata; Cladistia; Polypteriformes; Polypteridae
Gene: tmem269
Product: transmembrane protein 269
Exons: 6
Coding region: 32-757 (241 amino acids)
Biological process (GO): phospholipid biosynthetic process
Cellular component (GO): membrane
Molecular function (GO): phosphotransferase activity, for other substituted phosphate groups
Source: RefSeq, a predicted model, not a curated record
UAGUUUGAAGUGAAGCUCAUCUUCAAUCAAGAUGUUAAUGAUGGUGCCCUGUGCCAGUUUAUAUGAUCAUUUCAAGAAGCGAAUUCUGGCUCAGCAGAGACUCCACAUCCAGUUGCAAGAAUGCAUCCGUAAAAAUGCAGCAAACACACUGUCUAUGGCCAACAUGUUAAUGGGGCUGUCUUCUAUUCUUUGUAUUUUAAAAGGGCACCAUUAUUUUGCAAGUUGGUUGCUUCUGAUUGGUUAUCUACUUGACCUUGCUGACGGAGCCGUAGCUAGACAGCUGAAUGCUUGUUCAUCCCUUGGGGCGAAGCUGGAUGACUUUGCUGAUUUUACCACUUUUGGGAUUGCCUCUGCAUUGCUUUUGCCAAUCCACAGUGUGCUGGAUGGACUGCUAGUGAUCUGUUACAUCAUGACCGUCUUCACACGCCUCUGCUUCUUCUCUAGUGGUAUUCCUUUCAUGUACCGAGGAUUGCCAUGCGCUUAUGCUUCUGUAAUCUUGGCCUGCACCAACCUACUCAGCAGGGGUAACCUACUAAUUCUACAGCUCACUGCCAUUCUCAUGGUCCUCUUAAUGGUGGACAAGGGUUUAUACCCCCAUGACAAAAUUCUGGAAUCUCAGAGUUGGAAGAAGCUUGUAUAUGCAGGAGGCAUUGUGAUGAUACUCUGCUCCUCGGUACCAUCAGCUUGUGUCUACUACCUUGUGUGGUCAGCUUCCUACAUUCUCUUUCCAGCUGCUCUGUGGAGCUAUAAGGACUAAAGCCCAAGGAUGAAUAAGAGUGAAACAAGCAAAAAAUGACCCUUACAAAUGUAAUGGAGUGCAGUAAACCCAGUGGACUUUGCGAUCAAGCCAGCCACACAGGAUAUGUGCUCGAGCAGUAGCUCACUAGAGGCUAAUAUGAAUAAUUCAAGUAAAAAGGAAUAUAACUACAUACUGUACAUACACAAGAAGAAAAUGUAAUGUACAUGGAAGCCCUCAGUCAUAAAACUAAAUGAUGGCUAUGAUGCUUUAGAUUACCAUUUCUGAUCUGCCAUCUCUUCCACCAAGUCUUGUAUUCAAAUAAUAUCCAGCAUUAUUAGAUGUCUGACAUCAUAUGAAGAAGGUCUAGUUACAAGCAUCAUCUAUCUCAUUCUUCUACAUGGCCUAAAGGUGGCUCAUAUGCCAGUAAUGUUCUGACACAUUGAGGUGAGUAGAUAAGAGUGUUCCUACUCCAGGCUGAACAUUGUGAGUAUUUUCAGCUUUUCAAGAAAUAUAUCAAAGAGUUGUGUUUUACAAACUUGAAAAUUUUAUUGUCCGAACCUCUUCUGUGAAGAUUUUUCAUCCUUUUAAUGAAAAUACACAAAAAAACUUGCAGCAAGAAGGUGUAAACAAGGGUCUAACAAGUAGAAAGGACAUUUUGCUCUUUUUCUUUUCAAUCAUGGUUUUAAGUUGUACCUCAGACAAACAAACCAGAGACAAUCAUCCACUUAAAAAGUGAAUCAAAUGAAGUACCCUGUUGAUGAAAUUUAAUUUUCAUAACAUUAUAAAUUUUUAAAGCACUCAAUUAAUUGAUGGGCAACAUAGCACUUAGUGCUUCUGCAUCCCAGCUCCAGAGUCCA